AUGUUCCCACUGCCACGAAGCGUGUCCAUGGGUCGGAUGAAGGCGCAACUGGAGGCGCAGCAGACCAACGAGCAGGCGGCGUUGAAGGCGGAGGUGGACCGGGAGAAGCAGCUGGCCGCGAUGGAAGAGUCGGCGGACGAGCUCGCCGAAGGGAAGCUGGCGGCGGCGGUGGACCACGCCUACGCCAUGGCGGAGUCGGCGCGGGUCUGGGCGGAGCGCGCCAGCGCCAUCGUGGACGCCACGCGAGCAGAGCAGGCGGACCAAGAGGCAGACCGAUCUGGCGAGAGCAGCCCGGCGCGUUGA
Effrenium voratum is the source of this 303-nucleotide messenger RNA. The record is from the annotation of a GenBank genome assembly. NCBI's taxonomy places the organism in Eukaryota, Dinophyceae, Suessiales, Symbiodiniaceae.